GGGCGACGGGCUCACCUAUCCACUGUACUCGAUUCUUUCUCCCAAUGCCAUCUUUUUUGCCCCGAGCUCAAGCUGUUCAUAAAUAACGAACCACCUCUGGCCCUCUGUCUCGAUAUAUCUCCCUCUCUCUCCAUAAUCUUUUCUAAAUAAACCACCCCAAACUUUCUCACCACACCCGCCGCAAAAAUGUCUAACCUUCCCCACGAGCCCGAGUUCGAGCAGGCCUACCAGGAGCUUGCCUCGACCCUCGAGAACUCCACUCUCUUCCAGAAGCACCCCGAGUACAAGACCGCCCUCAAGGUCGCCUCCAUUCCCGAGCGCGUCAUCCAGUUCCGUGUCGUCUGGGAGAACGACAAGGGCGAGCUCCAGGUCAACCGUGGUUUCCGUGUCCAGUACAACUCCGCUCUGGGCCCCUACAAGGGCGGUCUCCGCUUCCACCCCUCCGUCAACCUUUCCAUCCUGAAGUUCCUUGGCUUCGAGCAGAUCUUCAAGAAUGCCCUCACUGGCAUCUCCAUGGGUGGUGGCAAGGGUGGUGCCGACUUCGACCCCAAGGGCAAGUCUGACUCCGAGAUCCGUCGCUUCUGCGUUUCCUUCAUGCGCGAGCUGAGCAGGCACAUUGGUGCUGACACCGACGUUCCCGCCGGUGACAUUGGUGUCGGUGGCCGUGAGGUCGGCUACAUGUUCGGAACCUACCGCGCCGUCCGCAACCGGUGGGAGGGUGUCCUGACCGGCAAGGGUGGCGCCUGGGGUGGUUCGCUUAUCCGCCCCGAGGCCACCGGUUUCGGUCUCGUCUACUACGUCCAGCACAUGAUCCAGUACGCCUCAGGCGGCAAGGAGUCGUUCAAGGGCAAGCGCGUCGCUAUCUCCGGCUCGGGCAACGUCGCGCAGUACGCUGCGCUGAAGGUCAUUGAGCUCGGCGGUACCGUCGUCUCGCUGUCCGACUCCAAGGGCGCGCUCAUCGCCACCGACGCCGCUGGCUUCACCCCCGAGAUCAUCGACCAGAUCGCCAACAUCAAGCUCAACCGCCAGGCCCUGACCGAGUUCUCCGACCCCAAGUACCAAUACAUCGAGGGUGCGCGUCCCUGGACGCACGUUGGCAAGGUCGACGUUGCCCUUCCCUCAGCGACCCAGAACGAGGUUUCCGGCGAGGAGGCCAAGGCUCUCAUCGACGCCGGCUGCAAGUUCAUCGCCGAGGGCUCCAACAUGGGCUGCACGCAGGAGGCCAUCGACGCCUUCGAGGACCACCGCCGCGCGGUCAAGGACCAGGCCAUCUGGUACGCUCCCGGCAAGGCCGCCAACGCUGGUGGUGUCGCGGUCUCUGGUCUCGAGAUGGCUCAGAACUCGCAGCGCCUGGUGUGGACCGCCGAGGAGGUCGACGACCGACUCAAGCAGAUCAUGAAGAACUGCUUCGAGAACUGCCUCGAGACCGCCAAGGAGUACGUGUCGCCUGCCGAGGGCGAGUUCCCCUCGCUGGUUGCCGGUGCCAACAUUGCUGGCUUCAGCAAGGUCGCGGCUGCCAUGCGCGAGAUGGGCGACUGGUACUAAGCUAAUGCGCGCCCGUGCGCACGGCUUAGGUCUCUCUCUCUCUGCCUAAAUUGCUGAGCUGAGCUGAGCUGGUCUACCUGGUACUACCCUAAGCGCAAGGCUUCUUCUUCGACUUCAGUGUUUUUCUCUUUUUAGCCAGCCUAAAAUGGCCUUUUAUGCGGCUUGG
Messenger RNA from Aplosporella prunicola CBS 121167, 1711 nucleotides. RefSeq lists its product as uncharacterized. The coding region runs from base 187 to 1545 and encodes 452 amino acids. NCBI's taxonomy places the organism in Eukaryota, Fungi, Ascomycota, Dothideomycetes, Botryosphaeriales, Aplosporellaceae. The record is from RefSeq and is a predicted model, not a curated record. The transcript has 3 exons. Gene Ontology annotation, molecular function: L-glutamate dehydrogenase (NADP+) activity. Gene Ontology annotation, cellular component: cytosol.